Branchiostoma belcheri (Belcher's lancelet) is the source of this 555-nucleotide messenger RNA. RefSeq lists its product as uncharacterized. The transcript is spliced from 4 exons. The coding region runs from base 1 to 555 and encodes 184 amino acids. The record is from RefSeq and is a predicted model, not a curated record. Lineage: Eukaryota; Metazoa; Chordata; Leptocardii; Amphioxiformes; Branchiostomatidae.
AUGGAGGAAAACGUCUACCAGGAGGCCUGUAACGUCUACAGCACCUGUAACGAGGAUGCCAGCAAUGACUACGAGGAACCCUGCGCGGUCUCUCCGUCAAAGGUUUCAGCUAGAAAGAGGGCCUCCGGCCUUAACCCCGCAGAGGGAGCCUCAGCCUCAUCAAAAGUGCCAGGUUCAUCUGGGUCCGAGCCUAACGACAAGCGCCAAGCGGCCGACCCCGAACCUGCCUCUGCUGAGACCGCUGGGUACAUCCCAGGGGUCGGUAUGAGGAGCCCUGGUCAGUCCCGAGUCUGGACCAGCGCCAUGUUGAAAACCUACGCUGUUGUGACAAUGGUCCUGAUUUUCUGUCUGCUGGGAGUUACCACCUUUCUGGCUAUGAAGAUGUCUGACCUGAAGUUGACCCUGGCAUUAAACAAGCUCGACAAGAAGACAACUGAUGAUCUGUCGGAUCUGAAGCUGUCAGUCAGUAAGCUGGACACGAAGACAGCCGGAAUCCAGGCCAACGUCUCUGGGUGGAUUUAUCGCCAGCAGGUUAGAAGAAAAUGCUUCUCAUAA